AUGACUCGUGAAAUUCCAGGGUUCUAUUAUGACCCGGAGAAGAAGAAGUAUUUCAAGAUUCAAGCCAACCAUGCUGCAAUUCCAAAUGCGCAAUACUCACAGCAAUCUGUGAAGCGAAAGCGGUCUGAGCUGACGACACGUGAAAACAAGACACGAUUCAGAGAACGCGAGAGUAAAGAGACAAUACGAAAGGCUGCAUCGUUGAGGCAUCCCUUGGUUAACCUCCAAAGGGAGAUUGGAGCGGUCGAAUCCUCCUCCCGCGCCAGGCAAGAACAGCAGGCUCGCAUUCAAGCCAGCCAACUGCACCGUGGGGAACUGCAUCGUUUUGAGCCAUGGCCUAACGCCUACAGUAUCCGCCAUGUCUUGCGCAACCCACGUUCUGGGACACUGAUUGCUAGCUCGGCUCGCGGAUAUGAAUCGUCUGUGUCGGUAUGUUUUCCUGACAUUGAUGAAUCACAAUGGAGUUAUGAUCACACCAUGGAACGGGUGUUAUUCAGAGAGCCGUACUGGUUGGGAUCAAUGUCUUUGAGCCACACAGGAUACCUGCUUGCAACAAUGAACGAAGGACCACAAGGUGACUGCUUCCUUUCAGCUCAUCUCCUCCCAGAGCCCGACGAAGGCGGCAACUACCGCUGGCCAACAUGUACGCUUCCAUAUUUAUCUCUAUCUCGGGACACCUCGCUUACCAAAGCCGUUCCAGUCUCCCAUCCGAUUAGAAUCAAACCCCACUACCCGAUGUCCUUCUGGUGCUCUGCAUCCCAACCUACAGGAUCAAGCGCCCACUUCGCCAUAGGAACUUCAGAAGGACUCCACACCCUGGAAGGUGCCAGUAGCCACUGGAGCCUAUCGAAGAAGCCAUUCAAGGGCAAUACGGUUUCCACAAACAACAGAAGACGCACCGAGCGCAGCCAGAGCCAAAACAGCGUGCAUGCCGUGGAAUGGUUGUCGCAGGACGUGAUUGCGGCUGGACAGAAAAACUCCAAGAUCUUCCUCCAUGACCUACGCAGUGGUGGCAGUGUCACACGCCUUCAGCACAACGAUGCCGUGAUGGAAAUGAAGCAGAUGGAUGAGCACCGGCUCGUGGCAGCGGGACCUAGCUCACUACGAUUGUACGACCUCCGCUUCGCGCCAAAGGCACUUAAACAUCACGGCUCCUCGAAGCCCUACCUCACUUUCCCCGAAUUCUCCUCACUUCCCCUCCCAACCUUCGACCUAAGCACUGAGCUUGGUCUGCUGGCUAGUCCCUCCCAAGACUGCAAAAUCCAGCUCUUCUCUCUUCAAACCGGACUACAGGUCUCCUCGCCUCUCACGGGGCAUCAAUAUUUGUCGCCACCUAGCUGUGUGCGAUUCGAGUAUGGCAAUGAUACCCCGGAUUGGCGAGGGCCGCAUGGACCGAGUUUGUUGGUCGGCACGGAUGAUGUAGUUGAGCAGUGGACCUGGUAG
This is a messenger RNA of Penicillium expansum, 1443 nucleotides long. RefSeq lists its product as uncharacterized. Gene Ontology annotation, cellular component: Cul4-RING E3 ubiquitin ligase complex. The transcript is spliced from 9 exons. The coding region runs from base 1 to 1443 and encodes 480 amino acids. Gene Ontology annotation, molecular function: protein binding. NCBI's taxonomy places the organism in Eukaryota, Fungi, Ascomycota, Eurotiomycetes, Eurotiales, Aspergillaceae. The record is from RefSeq and is a predicted model, not a curated record.